AUGACCACGACUACAGAAGUAAAACAAAAAGUUUCUUCUAAUGAUAUUGUUCUAAAAGAAAUUAGGACGGCUUUGUUGCCAAAACAACAAUUCAAAUUCAUAUCUCAGGAUUUUAGAAAGGAGUUAUUACAGAUGUUGAAUAAGUCUUCAGAUUCGAUGUUACCUUCUAGUUUAAAUAUUUUAAGAUUAUACAAGGAUAACAACGACUUAUUACACCCCUACAAUCAUAAUAAAAUUCUAGCCAUUGAUUUUGGUGGCACUACAUUAAAAAUUGCUGUGAUUAAGACGUAUCCAACAUUAUGUAUAGAUUAUUUGCAUACUUUGGAUAUCGUAGAAAGGGACGUCAAUUCUUCUUUCUUUGAAAAUAUUAUUCAAAUUAUGAUCGAUGAAAUGAAAGAUAAAUUUUUUGAUUUUUUUUAUGAUAACGAUCUUAUCGAUAAUAAGAUACUGAACAUCCCUGUUUCGAUUACUUUCAGUUUUCCAUUGAACUCAAAAUUUGAAAUUACUUCAAUGGGUAAAGGUUAUAUCUUAAGUGAUGAAAUUAAAAAUAUUAAUUUUUUAACAUUCCUUCAAACGACCUUCAAUAAAGUUUGCUCUCAAAAUAGUAUUAAAGACACAUUUGCCUUUACCAUUAAGGAUAAUUUGAUUAUAAAUGACUCUAUUGCAGUACAUUUAACUAACACUUAUAUAAAACAAUUUCCGACUGUCACGUUUUUUACAGAUUCAUACCCUUCCAUCCCUGCAUCUUCAUCUAGUACACUUGCUAACUCACAUGGUAACUCUAUAUCUUUUAUUUUAGGUACUGGUACAAAUGCUAGUUUUGAACUUCCAUUCAAAAGAUUACCGGAAUUUAAACGUGUUGAGUUAAUGAAGGCCAAAAAUAAUGCACCAUUUGAAGAUGACACCACAGUGGUUAUAAACACCGAGAUGGGGUUUUUAGGAGAAAGUUGCAUUACAUUGACGGAAUUUGAUUAUCAUCCACCUGAGUAUUCUAAACCAAUGCCCUUGGAAUAUAUCUCUUCUGGUAGAUAUAUUCCUUCAAUUCUAAUAAAUAUUCUUAAGAAAUACCCUACUUUGGAACCUACGUUGGCUGGAAUGGUAAACUUAGAUAAAGUAAUAGAUGGUGCAAUUUUUGGGAAACUAGCAAACAUUCAGGAUAAUUUUGAUUUGAAGGAGUUAACUUCUCAAUUGCAAAAUAAAUAUGGAACCAUCACACCUCUACAUUUGUUGCCUUUAUCAAGAGUGGCCAAAAUAAUAGUUCAGAGAGCAUCCAUUUAUUUAGUAGCGGCACUUCUUGAGAUAGACUCGUUAGUUAGUGAACAUGAGGUGAGCCAAUAUCAUAAGAUUAGUAUCGGUUAUGUUGGUUCGACAUUGGCUUAUUCAAAAUAUUAUCAGGACCAAAUAGAAAAGGUAUCGAAUGGAAGAAUCAAUCUAAUUCUACUACAGGAUAGUAGUUUAUUCGGUGCUGCAAUUUCUACACUACUAUAG
Maudiozyma barnettii is the source of this 1488-nucleotide messenger RNA. RefSeq names its product hexokinase (gene NGK1). The transcript has a single exon. Gene Ontology annotation, biological process: intracellular glucose homeostasis; glycolytic process; glucose 6-phosphate metabolic process. Gene Ontology annotation, molecular function: ATP binding; glucokinase activity; D-glucose binding. Bases 1 to 1488 code for a protein of 495 amino acids. Gene Ontology annotation, cellular component: cytosol; mitochondrion. The record is from RefSeq and is a predicted model, not a curated record. NCBI's taxonomy places the organism in Eukaryota, Fungi, Ascomycota, Saccharomycetes, Saccharomycetales, Saccharomycetaceae.